AUGGUGGAGUGGGAUCCGGAGAGGAGACGGAGAAGGCGGUCGACGCUUGCAGGUCCUGCCGACAAAGAAUGUCGAGAGCUGGUUGAGGAUGCUUCGGCAACCGUUUGCUUGGCUUCACUCCAUUAUGGUUGCGCUGGCAUGCUAAAAUGGCGUGAGGUGCAUAAAAGUGAUAUUGGCAAGCAGGAGCAACUUGAUAAAGCAUAACUGUUCCUUACCGUUGUUAUUGUUGUUAUUGUUGUUGUUGUUGUUGUUGUUGUUGUUGUUGCAUUGUGUUCCUUGCCACUGUUUUUGUUGAAGAGUGUUCCUCACCCUCUUCAUCCUGGUCGCGAAGGCUCGGACCGCCAGAAAAUGAACCGCGCAAUUUUCGGUGGUGCGAGGGGAUUAGUAGCUUCCGGAUCAGCAGUGCCAAAUACGAAUCAAGCGGAUAUUACUGGCGGUGAAGAACUGAACUGCAAAAUUACUAAUUUGAAGGCAAAAAGGGAAAACAAGAAGUACAAGGAAGACUCAUUCUGA
Messenger RNA from Gongylonema pulchrum, 513 nucleotides. Lineage: Eukaryota; Metazoa; Nematoda; Chromadorea; Rhabditida; Gongylonematidae. The record is from the annotation of a GenBank genome assembly.